Molecule: messenger RNA, 41291 nt
Organism: Podarcis lilfordi (Lilford's wall lizard)
Lineage: Eukaryota; Metazoa; Chordata; Lepidosauria; Squamata; Lacertidae
Source: the annotation of a GenBank genome assembly
AUGUGGAGACGAAUCCUUGCCCCACUGCCAGUGAUCGACCGUUUUCUUGCUCUCACCGGAGGUAAUCGUCACAAAAGAGAUGGGGAAGAAACAGAAGGAAUCACUGGCUGGGAUGGAAGUAGGUUGUGUAUUGGUUGUGGGGCAGUCAGGCCAAAGAUGGUUACUUCAGAGUUCAGCUAGGUGUUUAGAAGCAGGUAGGGGAAAGCUGGAUGCUGUUCAACACCUGUUUUGUGGAUGUAGGUACCCCUUUGUAGACUUUGGUAGAUCCAGUAGGACUGAUUGAGGCCCAAGUAGCAACCUUGGGUAAAGAAUCCUCUAUUCCCUCUUGAAUCCUGAGUUUUCAUUCUCUACCACCCCAGUAUUUUAUGAAAAUUUGUUCAUACCUGAUAAGUCUAUAACACAAUUAGCAAAGCAGGUCAUCCUUUUUAAGCAAAUGGACCAGGUAGAGGCUCAUUUAAUUGGUUAUAAUAAUAGUUUCUGUGUGCAGAACCAGAGAGUUUGCCAGGAAUACCAGAUGCUCCUGAGGAGGAAUUGCAUAUGAUCUGAAGCUCAGGAGAGAGCAACAGUCCCCUUUGCUGAUCUUAAACAUCAGUGUUAUAUGCUACCACUUGUGAAUUGUGCCAGAUGCCUAAUUAAAACUUUUAGUAAUAUCUACUAUCAUACAGUAUUAUGGAUAUACGAUGCUGUCAGGACGGCUGUGCCAACCUUGGCAGCGUGUGUGGAUAUGCGUUUCAGAGAACAUUGAUGUGCUGGCUUUAGGGGGGCAAACAGGGCAGACUUGGGGGCCCUGCAAAUCUUGUACAAAACCCUGCCUGCCUUCUUUAUAGGGUCUUUUAACUCAGCAGCAUUGCAGGCAAUGCUUCAAAAACAUAGGAAGCUGGCCUUUCCCUGCCAAAUUCAGACCCAUCCACAUCAAUAGUUCUUUAGCAGGGAGCUGGCUUAUGCCCUUUUUUCUGCACAUGCCCAAUUGCCGAGUUCCCUGAUGACAUCAGGAGGGAGUAGCCAUUUUGUUUUAGUAAGAGGAAAAAGGAAAUACUGCAAGUGUCCUCUCCACUUAGGCACCUCCUUGUGCAUGCUUUGAACAUAAAGAAUUAAAGGAGUGCCACGUAGAAUUUCCAUGGGUAAUGCAUGUAGGCACGUAUGAGCCAUCAAGCCACUCAACCGAGCCACUAUGUAUUUCAGCUUCAUGCAGGUCUUACUAAGCUCCUUGUUGGCUGCUAUAAAUGGGUGGUUGGCUACAUUCAGCUGGUUGAGUCACAAGCUGUGCAGGACUAGGCUAAUGGCUAAAAGACUUCUUUGCUGGUACUGAGCCAAUCUGCAGGACUCAGGGUGGUUCACAGAAUAAACGAAAAAUAUAAAACCACAAAAUACAUAAUCAAAAUAAAAAGAACAACCCAGCAACCCCUCCACAUUUUAAAAGAGCAUAGGAUGUCAAUCAAAUAAACCAAAGGCCUGGUUAAAAAGGAACAUUUUUGCCUGGCGCCUAAAGGUGUAUAAUGAAGGUGCCAGGCGAACUUCCCUGGGGAGAGCAUUCCACAGACAGGGAGCCGCUGCAGAGAAGGCCCGUUCUCGUGUUGCCACCCUGUCAUGUUGCAUAAUGACUAUUUCAUAUUUUUCAUGUGUAAUUAGUCCAUUUUUAACAACAAACAUCAAUUAAUUUAUUCAUUUAACAGAAUUCGUAGACUGUCUUUCCUCACAUCAUGAUGACUCCAGGGUGGUUAACAUCUUGCAAAAUAGACAACCACAUAAAAUAUAACUUGAUUAAAAUAAAUUACGGCAUUGUAAAAAGAAACAAAAAACAAAACAAAAUACAGUAGCAGAUGAAAUACCAAGCAGUGGAUUGUUUGCACAUGGAUGUCAACCUAUCCAACCCAUCUGCACCAAAUUACAUGAUAGGAAUGCUUAUGCAACACCAUUUCUCUUUACAGAGAGAGGUAUAUUUAUUUAAACUGACAGCCUUUCCUGCCCACAUACAGUGGAGAAGCAGCAUUGGGAGAUGCAGGCGAGCCCUUAGGAAUCUAAGGAGACUUGCUGUAAAUCACAACAUUUGACACAUAGCAGGGUUUAGUUUCUUGUAAGGAGGAAUACAGCAACACAUGACCAAUAGUUUCCUCCAGAACUAGGCAUGGGUAAUAUUUGAAAUAUUGGAGCUUUUGAGUACUGGCAGGAAGAGGCCUGUUUUCAUUAGUCAGGGAGCAUUCAGGCCAAAGGGUUAGGAGCACAAAGAUCAAACAGAACCAGGCACCGUCAAACGGACAGAAAAGAAAGGCUUGGUGCAAGUCAAAUAGUCGGCUGGGAAUUCUAGAAUGAUUCAGGAAGGCAGCACAAGAGACAAUUCCCAUAAAGAUGAUGGAGGAAUGAAGAAGAGCAUAUGAAGGGGUACACUCCAAAUCUAAAAGGAGGUUGUGUAGGGCUUCACCUAAGGAAAAGGAAACUGACCAAUGUACAGAUAUAAUAUCCCAUGCAAAGUUUCUGUUUUGUUGCUGCCUGGACCAUGGGGAUCUGUAGUGCAGCACAGUGGCUGCUGUGUGUCAGGGGAUGGGAUUCUGGGCGGCAGGGGGGCUUGAGGGUGGCAGCUGUCCUAAAAAAACACUCCACAACUUUGGUCCACCCCAUGCGCCUCAGAUGAGUUCAGAACCCUUUUGAGAUCUCUUUAAGCAGUCUUGCUUCCCCAUUAAUCCCUCUGUCAUCAGGUGUGUAAGGAGCCUCUUCCUCCUUCAGUGAAUCCUUUUUCUCUUUGACUUGCCACGUGGGUAAACCCCAGAAAUGCUGCCUUUUCCUUCUUUCUACGCUGUGUCCUAUGCCACUGUGGCAAGACUCUUUACUCUUUCCCAUUUGUGUCAAGCUGUUCCCUGUCCUUGCUCCAUCUGUGCUUGGAGCCCCCUCUAAGUGUGCUGCCCGCCACACCUUUAUCCACCAGGUGGUCUAAUGCCUUUCCUUCUCUAGUGGGGCCACCUGCCCAGCUUCUUCUUGUCUCUUUGACUCACCUCUGCAGCUGACAGCAUGGAGCAGCUGUGCCAGUCGCUGCUGACAAUCUUAUACCACUUUAGCAGUCAUAAAAAAGGUAAAGGUAAAGGACUUCUGACAGUUAAGUCCAGUUGCAAAUGACUCGGGUUGCGGCGCUCAUCUCGCCGAGAGAGCCGUUUGUCCGCAGACAGUUUUUCCGGGUCAUGUGGCCAGCAUGACUAAGCUGCGUCUGGCAAAACCAGAGCAACGUAUGGAAACACCGCUUACCUUCCCGCUGGAGCGGUACCUAUUUAUCUACUUGCACUUUGAUGUGCUUUUGAACUGCUAGGUUGGCAGGAGCAGGGACCGAGCAAUGGUAGCUCACAUCGUCACAGGGAUUCGAACCGCCGACCUUCCGAACAGCAAGCCCUAGGCUCAGUGGUUUAGACCACAGUGCCACCCGCGUCCCUUUUUAGCAGUCAUGGUCUUCCCCAAAGAAUCCACUAAGUUCCCAGAAUUCUCCAUGACUGUAGAAGUGGUAUGAAAGUAUUUUAAAUGUGUUGUGUUAAGUUGUGGGUGAACAUAUCAGGCGACACAGAGAUUCUGCAAACAGCUCUUCUUUAUUCAGAUGCCAGAACAGAACUAACUGAGGAGCUCAGUCAGCCUGCUUAUAUAGAGCUCCAGAACAAUUGUAACUGUUGCCACUUUCUAAAACUAUCCAAUCACAGAAUGUCACUUUUCGAUCCUUCAUUUGCAUACAAACUAUCCAAUCACAGAACGUCACUUUUCAAUCCUUCAUUUGCAUACAAACUAUCUGUCAGGGAACUGCCAUCAGUGCCGGAGGGAGAGAGCAAAAUCCAGAGGGAUUCCGGAGAGUGUCCUGGGAUUGGGAGAGGCAGCCCAUCUUCUGGGGAAGAGAAUCAGCGUAGCACCAGUGGAGAAGGGGGGCAGAUGGGGGAAGCGGCGAGGCGGUCCCAUGACUCCUUGCCGGGGACCAGCGGGGAGAGUAGAGGUCCUCCGCUGCCUACGCCCUCCUUGCGCAGAAGGCUUUUGCGCAGAGAGAGUAGGAGGAGACUAGGCGUCAAAGAGCUUCUUUGCUGGAAGAAGUUUAAGAAACGCCCACUGACGGAUUCUGCCAGCGAUUGAGACAGCCACGGGUGAGUGGCUGUCCGGACAGAAAAGGUUCACUCAGGCAACCCAGCCAGGUGUUUGCACCGGCUUACGCACGAGCAACCCCUAGAACCACUACACUAUCCAAUCACAGAACGUCACUUUCGAUCCUUCAUUUGCAUAACUAUCUACAGUAUCCCCCUGCUGGCCCAGGGUGAGAACAUCAGUACAUAACAUGUUGUGUAGAUGUGAUCUAAGAAGCAGUAACCAUCACUGUGUCAAGACUGGGCUGUAGGCAGCACACAGCAAGGCGCUUAGGAGCUAAGUCAAAGAGUCAGAGACAAGGAAGGCCAUUGUUGCUCAGGCAAGAUUCAGUCCAAAUAGGAAAACUCUUGUAGGCCUUUCUAUCUAAGUCCAGUGGCCGGUAUGGGAAUACUUUUAUUGAUAAGAGAGCGGAUCUAACCCUCGGUUCAAUGGCUCAACACACAUGAAUCAUAAAACUGUAGAGCUGGAAGGGUAAUCUAGUCCAGCUCCCUGCAACUCAGAAAUCUUUUGCCCAACUUGGGGCUCGAACCUGUGAGUCUGAGAUUAAGAGUCUCAUGCUGUGCUGACUGAGCUACAGAACAGAAGGUUUCCAGUUUUAGCUCAAGUGGUUCCUCCCACACACAAAAAAUAGCUGAUGGUGUACACCACCGUCAUCUUUUCGACCAGGACAGAAGUCAAAUUGUUGCUUUACCACUAAAUUGUAACUGAAGAAUAAAAAACCCUGAGCAAAAGGCAAGGUAAUAACCAUUAACCAUGCAAAAGUGUCUGGAAAACCGAAGACAUAACGAACCAAAUCUACAUAUAACUUGGAAAGAAAGGAGGUGGAAAAUACAUGUUAUGACAAACGGUUUUAUCUAUAGGAUAAUGGAGUCACACAUAUGAGUAGAAUAUUAAUGAGGACAAAAAUAAAAUUGAUACUUUUCAUUUUCUGAAGAUGUAAAAUGCUUGACUAGUUCAUGCUUUUCUGCCAAAGUCCUCCUUUCUGGAAUUUGCAAAUAUGUAUAAACUGAUGAAAUAAAUACUGUAUACAUUAAGAUUGUAUAUUUUCCAUCAAACUGAAAUGGGGGGGGGGGUUUCAGUUCACUGCUCAACCAAAGGUUAAUGAGCUAUUCUACAUUUCAAGCUGAAUACAGAACAGUGAUAACUCGGUUUAAGAACAGCCCUGUUUACGAACAAUUUGGUUUAUGAACUCUGCAAAACUGGAAGUAGUGUUCCGGUUAGCAAACUUUACCUCGGUCUAUGAACAGAAGCCGAACGGUGGAAGGGCACCGGCGGUGGGAGGCCUCAUUAGGGAAAGCGCGCCUCAGUUUAAGAAAAGUUUCGGUUUAAGAACGGACUUCCGGAACAGAUUAAGUUCGUAAACCGAGGUACCACUGUACAGUAUAUGGAUAUGAGCUUGUGAAGGUGCUACCAGAUAUCAAGAAAUGGAUUUGGUGGUUGGGAGUUCAGAUUCCUCUGUGCUGAACUUCACAUUAUGUUAAAGACUUCAGAAGAAGCAACUGGUUUAUGAUAAGACCAAUAUAAAAAUAACAGCGUAUAUCCAGAUUGUGAACAGAACACAUGGUAAAGAAUUUAAGAUAUAUUGUGUAAAUAGAUGUUCCAAGAGAAAACAUUGACUUGAACAUAUUGACACUCCCAGGGUGUAAUAUUAUGACAGCCAUAUCUUGUAUCAUUGUAAAGAAAAAAAAAUACAUAUAUUUGGUAAGAGGUUUGUAUAAAGUUUUUGUUUGACUUCUAUGCUAAAAUGCUAAAGGUGGUUGUAAAAGGUUCCUUUCUAGGCCCACAAUUUUGUUUUUUCAGAUGUUAACAAAGAAAAAGAGGUGUCAGGUUUAAGAUAAUAAUUUGAGAAAACUGAUACAGAAAUUACAGUAUUUCAUCCCACUGGAGUAUUGAAAACAGAUCUUUUUGAAACUUUUAAGCAAGGUUAAACUAAGUACGUUGCUGGUAAAUUUAUAAAAUAACAAAAGGAUCUAAAGCUUUCAUAAUAAAACUUGGUUUAGAACUAACAGAGCAAUACUGUACAUCAGAUCCUUCAGCUGAGGGAUAUGGUAGAAACCCCGUCUCACUGACAGAAUUUGAGAUAACACUGCUGCCAUGAUAAACAGCAUGGCAGAACAUCUGUAGAAUGCUCUGCUGGUACACUCUACCAAAGAUAUGCCAGGACAGUUACAACAGGGGAGCAAUAGGGAACGAAGCAUUACUGGAGAUAACAACCAAUGCUACAUGCUAUACUCUCCCAGAUCAUGACUAUGUCCCCAUUGGGUAGUUGAUAUCAAUUGGGACUGGUAGGGCAGGGAGCCCAACAGUAAGUGAAGAAAGCCAACAAGAGCCAGACUUGCAUGGUUAGAGAUGCUUCUUAAUAUUCUGUAGUCCUGAGCCAUUUAGGACUUUAGAGGUCAGAAUCAGUACUUUGAAUUGAGACCAUAAACAAACUAGUGGCUAGUGUACAUCACUGAGCAUUAGCAGGGCCUUAAAAAAAAAAAAAAAAGUACAGGUACUCACUGGAACCUGCCAGUUGGACUCUGAAUGUCCAUCUGCUUGUGUAUGUCAUCCCACCAGGGUGUGCAAGGCAGUUUAGGUCCCAAAACUAGAUUUGAAUCAGAACAACCAGUUUCAUCAAAGAAAACCUGGAGAUGGUUUGCCACCAUGUGCUUGAACAUCUUGCCUAAGGAAUUUAACACAGGGUUGCCUUUUACUAUGCGUAUCGAGUUUCAGCUUUCUAUUUCUUAUGGAAGCACUUGUAACCGUUUUUGCACUGCUAUUUUGCACCGUAUUUUUUAAUGCUUGUGUACCUUGAACAACAAUCUGACGCACAGAAAUCUACCAUGUCAAGCUGCUCCUUGGUUGGAGAUGUGUCUGCUAAAUUUCUGUGUGCAAAUUGGAUGUUAGCAAAACAGGACUGGGGCCAGUAAUUAAUGAGUCAGACAUUUGAUGUCAUCUUUAUAAAUAUGAUAAAAAACCCCAAGGACUAUGAGUCAAGGGAGUGACCUUGAGUUAGCAACUAGCUACUUAUAAACAUAAUAGCAUUUCCCUCUCCUCUGAUUGUAUUUAGGACAAACAUAGUAUUUAUUGAAUGGCAUUUAGAGAUUGUUUACAAAUUUGAAUUUUAAAUCCUAACCAAUGAAAUAAAUAGCAUGUUGAAAUGUUAAUGCAUGGAGCUUUACAGUUUUUAAGCUUGUUUAUAAUCUUGGUGCUUAAUAUUAGGCUACGUUGUUGUUGUGGUAAAAAGUAGGUGGUUGAUGAUCUAAUGGGGUGGAUUUUGAAUCAUGGGACAAACUUGCCCAACCAGUUUCCUAAAGAGAUGAAGGCUGAGCUUCAAACAAAAACUGGUAUCUAGCUUGUGAUAGAAUUCUUUUCAUCCUGCAUGUAAUGAUGUCCUUAUUAUGAACUUUGACGCUAAUUUGCAUUGAUUCAGAAUUGUCAGAAUGUCUCUUCCUUCAGGACUUUGGUUCUGGAGAAACAGGUUUAGUGGGACUAUAGUUAAGGAAGGAGAGUGUCAAGAUUAGGUGGGAAAUAUUCUGUGUUCAUUUUCUUGUUAUUUGUGAAACAGUUUUUCAAAAGUGAGAAAGGCAUUGACUUUAGCUUCCCUAAUUCUGAUGACUAUAAUAUAUUCAUUAUAACUGUGAUUAAUGAACAAGCCCAGGUCAUAAACCAUGGCUUGAUCCUGGCUUGUUUAAACUAACCACCGUUCCCCUGAGUUUGGAUAUAAUGGGAAGCUGUGGUUAAUUUAAAAGCAGAAGUAAAAGCUUCUGAUCUUCUAUUUGUGGCUGCACCAGAGCUGGUAAAGGGAAAUGUGUGACUCUGAGGCUCAUUCAGGUUUACUCUCAGAGGUCUAACUCUAAACUAUAGCUUAGAAGUGCAUCUGAAAAAAUCCUACAUGUACAGUACUUGAGCAGUAGAUUUAGGAUAUAGCAGCAAUGCUUCUCCUUCCAGCUCUGAUGUAUUUCUGUCUGACCACAUAAGGUGAACUAUUCCUACUUAUCAGAAAGGAAAUUUGGGAUCCUAGAGCAGUGCCUUUCAGUCUUUUUACGCUGAGGAAUCUUUUCUAUAUUGACUUAUUUGUUGAAAAACGUAUGGGCAUCUGCUGUAAACAUCUAAGCAUAGUAGAAGAUUCUGAGCUUGUUCUAAAGUAAACAGCCAGAUGAAUUAAGCCUGCAUCCUAAAAUUGCCAAUAUAAUGAUGCUGUUAGCAAAAUCUAUGGUUAAUACAGACUACAGAUCUACCUCAUUUUUUAAAUAGACCUCUGUGGUACAUAAACUGUAGGCAGGGGCAAAAGAGUAAUUUAGAGAGGCAGGCAUACAAUUAUUAGAAAUAAGUGCUUCUGAGCCCCCAGGAAUGUUCUUACUACUGGAACUGAGCUUAACAGCCAUUUCCUAUGAGAAUCCAUGCCUAGCUUUUAUCCAAGCUUUCUUCAUUUCAGCUGACUAAUUAAGGAGGGAGAAAGGUGUAGAUUAGAAGUUUGGCCAGGUGUGGAAGAUCGGGGAGGAGAAGUGAAUUUGGUGUUGCGCAAUCUUCCCUAAUAUCUGUCUGGGUGCCAGUCUUCUCUGCGUAACACUGUUUUGCUUAUAACCUGCCAAAAAACAACAACCAUACACUGUUGCCCUUUCUCCACACGUAAGAACUUCUCUAGUUCAGUAGGGCUGCAGUCCCGUAAAGUCAGCUGUAUUGAACUCCACGCAGCUUGCUUCUGAGAUGUGCACAGGAUUGCACUGUUGGGUUGCAAUCCUACAAGAUAGAGGACCCAACAAACUUUAACAUCACCUACAUGAGAUUUAGGGACGUGGGUGGCACUGUGGGUUAAACCACAGAGCCCAGGACUUGCCGAUCAGAAGGUCCGUGGUUCAAAUCCCCACGACGGGGUGAGCUCCUGUUGCUCGGUCCCUGUUCCUGCCAACCUAGCAGUUCGAAAGCAUGUCAAAGUGCAAGUAGAUAAAUAGGUACCACUCCGGCGGGAAGGUAAACGGCAUUUCAACCCGGAAGCUGUAUGCCGGCUCCCUUGGCCAAUAAAGCGAGAUGAGCGCCGCAACCCCAGAGUCGGCCACGACUGGACCUAACGGUCCGGGGUCCCUUUACCUUUUACAUGAGAUUUAAUUCCAGGCGGGGACUUAAUUUGCGAACGGGUCACUGAGGUAUUUAAAUUGGGAUAAAUACAAAUUAAAACUCGUGUGUGUGUGUGUUUUGUAGGGUGGGGUGGGAGAUGCAGUGUAGUAGUAUUCUGACACCUCUAAAACCGCCGCGUGGACCUUGCACCAUUUAAUUCAACGAGUCUCAGCGACCUGUACAGACAGAACCGCGCGCGCACACACGCGCGCACCCCGGGCGUCAUUCCAGCAAGUGACGUGCGUCAUACGUCACACGCCCCAAGGGUAAGUGUGGCCCCACCCACAAAACCACAAAAGCACCAGCUCUUCCGCUUUCCCGGCAGCCUCCGGGCGCCUCCUCGGCACACAUCGACCUCACCGGAGAUAGUCACGAGAUAAGGGUGGGGGGAGGGUGUUGUAUGUGCGUCGACGCUGGUUGCGGCUCCUGCUCUCGCGAGAGCAGUUUGGGGAGAAGCUCGCGGCGAGUCGGGGCCGUUGGCUCGGAGGUGAUUGGCAGGCGGCGCUGGGUGGCUCCCUCCCCUCCCUCGACUCGGCGUUGAAGCGGCCGCCAUUGUCGGAUCAGCCAGCAGCUGGAGGAGGAGGAAGCAGAGUCGGAGAGCGGCAAGCGGCGGUGAGCAGCUUGUGUCUCGUGUUCCGUAUCUCUUCUGGUGGGGUGGGGGGCACAUGGGGCGAAGUGGGGGCGGUGCUCCGUGUCGGGGCUGGAGGCGAGGGCCACCGUUUUGAAGCUGGAGGCUCCAUCUUGUGUGAGAGUGAGUCGGCAGGAGCCCUUGGCCCAGUUCUCGUUUUCCCUUGUAAGGCUCUGAGGGACUGGCCUGACCCCCCUUAUCCAGCAGUCUUGAUGGCUACGUGAGCAGAAAAUAAAAAUAAUUCGUCUCAGGCAGGCGUACCUUUUUUCCUUUUCAAAUGCUUCCCAACCAUGCAGGUGGAACUGGAAAUUCUCACUGGCUUUCGCCCCAUAAGUGUGCCAAGAAGAAAAAAAAGGGGAAGGGACUCGUAUUACUGGUUUUCAACCGUAGCACUGUAAACAUAACAUAACAACAACACACGGAGUACAUAUUAAUUUGCAUUGCCUGUUUCAAAAAGUAACAGUAGGGACAGAUAUGCAACUAGGUUCGUUGAUUUAAUUAGUCCUCUCCAUAGAGAUACAUGUGUUAUGGGGUUGGCAAUAACUAUGCAGCCUCUAAUACCUCCUCCCCAACCCUUACCCUGUUGUUACGACAUGCUGUACUUCUUUCCAUUUGUCUUCUUCAUCAGGUCUAUGUCUUGCCCUUCCUCCCAAGGUGUGUACCUGGUGUUAUUCCCUAUGUUAUCCACGUGUCAACUCUGUGACAUAGGUAAGGCUGAGAGCAAUGGGCGUUGGAAUUGAGGCCCAGGUCUCCCUAGCCCAUUUCCAGUUGUGCAUCCAGAGCAUCCCUUAGUUUCUCAGCAGCAUUUACACGUCUUUGAUUAUUUAUGUCGAAUAAAUGCUCUGGAACAAGCUUUGACUCAUCUAGCCUUUACGGCAUUGCCUUUCUCUUCCUCAGCUACGUCCCAUGGGGCAGCUUGACACAGAUUCUGGGACCCCUCUGAUUCUCUUCCCCCCCCCAAAGAAGCUAAUGGAAAGAUCCUUGUUCUAGUUUCUCCAUUUCCCUUUUCUUAUGUCCCAUUGUGUGACACUUUGCUCCUUACAGACUUGUUUCCUCUUCUGCAAGGGGGUUACAGAGACCAUUGGCAUAAAAUUGUCAGCAGCCUCACAGGGCUGCAAUUUUUGCAUGCCUCUGCAUCACUUGGUGAAGUUGCCCACAGAUGAGUACCGUGUCACCAGUGAAAAAGUAUUGUGUUUAAGGUGGCAUAAGCUGAUAAACUUGGGUUGUGGUCUUUACUCAGAAGUGGCUUUUAAUACAGUAGUACCUUUGGUUAAGAACUUAAUUUGUCCCAGAGGUCCGUUCUUAACCUGAAACUGUUCUUAACCAGAGGUACCACUUUAGCUAAUGGGGCCGUCGCGCCACCAUUGUGCAAUUUCUGUUCUCAUCCUGUUCUUAACCCGAGGUACUAUUUCUGGGUUAGCGGAGUCUGUAACCUGAAACGUCUGUAACCCAAGGUACCACUGUAUAUGAAAAUCUUGAUGUUACAGUGAUGAACAUGAAUGUAUAAUUUGUUCUGCAUUUACUACAGUUAAGUAAUGUAACACUACUCCCUUGUUUAGGACAUCCAGCUCACACUUUAAAAGUGGCCCGAGAGAACAGUAAGUUUUGUUUCCUGCAGCCCAUCCUGAAUUAGUGCUAAAAUUUGGAGUAGUGCUAUCUUGCCGGUAAACAGCUAGUUUAAUCUGCAGGGAACUAGAUCUGUUUUCAGUAACUGCUUUGACUAAGUUUGCUCAAGUAAUGAUGUUUAUCGUAUGUGGGUAUGUUAGAAUUUGACAUGAGGAUGAGAAGAAUCCUUACAUUGCCCCAAGAUGGCUGCAGUGACUUAAUGGAAGUGUUGUUAUAUUAGUUUAGCUAAAUUAGUGCCCUAGCUUUAUGUUCAGACUCCUGUUGGAGAAACAUUGAACAUGAAGUAGUUCAUGAUAUUUGCUCCCUAAUAAUUUAUACACUGUGAUGUUUUCCCCAAGACGGCCUACUUUGUCUCAGCAUGAGAUAAUUGCGAAACUGCAUUAGAAGGGAGAAUGCAGAUGUAAAAAUUUGCCCCUCAGGAGAAACAUUGCUUAAUUAGAUGUGUUCUGUAUGGAACAAUGUGUGUUGCAAGUAGGUCUAAAUCAUCACUGUCAGUGUUGCAAGAGUUUUUUGGAAGCAAUAUUGCAGGGAGGAAGUUAGGGAAGUUCUUAGAGCCAGCAUCAAUAGCAGAGUUUUGUUGGUAAGCUGCAACUUUCUUUGCUGCAACUUCACUUUACCAUCUUCAGAAUCUGUUUGCCAUGUUCUUUUCCUGCCAUUGUAAACAGGGAAGGAGGAUGGCUUCUUUAGCUGGAUAUAGUCUUGCUUAGUUAGAAACAGUUUUGUUUCCUUCUUCCUCCGGUUUUUACUUGUCUGGGGCCAAGUUAAACAUUAUGGCAGCAUGAGUGUGGGUGGGGUGGGAAAGAAAAGCAAUACAGUAGUCUUCUUCAGAACUCUUUUUACCUAGAUAUUUUUAUCCCAGUUGGGGUUACAUUCUGUUUUGGAGACAACUGGGAUGAAAAUAUGAGGAUGAAGCAGUUUGGUGAAGCGCAGUGGUGUGUCCACUAUGUGUCCACUGUCAGCAAGGGUAAUUUUCAGCUGACAUUUGAUAACUUUUACUAUAUAUUGCACUGAGCAUCUCUGUUUUCUCCUAAGAACUUCAGCCAAACCCAUUACCUAAAACGAUCUCUUUCUUGGAUACAGAAAAAAGACAAGUGAUAAACAGUUUGUAUUGUUUUCAACAUUGUGUACUCAUGACUUUUACAUUGCUACUUCAUUAAAACCUACUUUUAGCUUCAGGCACCAUUCAGAAGACUUUUUUGUACAGUUAUUCAGUCAAAUUUAUAAGCUGUUCCUUGAACUAUUUGAAUGACAUUAGCAAAGUAUCUGUACUUAAUCAAACAAAUGUGUAAUUGGAUCGAUCUGGUAGAUUUGAACUCUCAAAUGCCUCCUUUUAAGGGCUCUCAUCAAAAGUGCCUUCGAAAACUUUAGCAGCUGAUGGGUAAUGUGAGAGAUAAGAUAAUGGUUAAAGAAGAGGCAGUGAUAAAAAUACAGCAACAGACUUAAUCAGGGAGAGAAAGAAAUAGUGGAGUCUCUUAGGGAACUAUGUUGGGAAUCAGGGCUGCUUAGCUGAUUUCUAACAGUAAUUGGUCAAACUUCAUUGAAGGUAGAUACCAGUGAGCCAUGCAGAGAUGCAGUGCAUUUCAAAGUACAGUGGUACCUCGGGUUAAGAACUUAAUUCGUUCUGGAGGUCCAUUCUUAACCUGAAACUGUUCUUAACCUGAAGCACCACUUUAGCUAAUGGGGCCUUCUGCUGCUGCCGCUGCACGAUUUCUGUUCUCAUCCUGAAGCAAAGUUAUUAACCCGAGGUACUGUUUCUCGGUUAGCAGUGUCUGUAACCUGAAGCAUCUGUAACCCGAGGUACCACUGUACAGAUGCAGGGAAAAGGAGAUUCACUGCUGUGACUGCCCUGCUGGUGAUGGGGAAAAGGGGUAAUUCUAGGAGCAUAUAGUGACACUUUAGAUCCAUUGAAUCCAAAUCCUCUUGUACUCCAGAACUGGGAGAAAGCUAUGUCAAUUUUAGAGAAUGUGUACAGUGGUGCCUCGCAAGACGAAAAUAAUCCGUUCCGCGAGUCUCUUCGUCUAGCGGUUUUUUCGUCUUGCGAAGCAACCCUAUUAGCGGCUUAGCGCUAUUAGCGGUUUAGCGGCUAUUAAAGGCUUAGCGGCUAAAAGGCGCUUAGCGGCUUAGAAAAAGGGGGGGGGAGCGAAAAAAAUUGCAAGACUCGCAAGACUUUUUCGUCUAGCGAAGCAAGCCCAUAGGGAAAUUCGUCUUGCGAAGCGCAUCGAAAAACGGAAAACCCUUUCGUCUAGCGGGUUUUUCGUCUUGCGAGGCAUUCGUCUUGCGGGGCACCACUGUAAUUCCCCUCUCCAUUGGAACCAGUGGGUAGGGGUGGUACCUCUUUCAAGGACCCUCCCCCUUCAUAAGAUUGCUCUGCCCAUAAACUUGGAAAAAGUAAUGCAGUCCCAAAACUACAUGACUAUUAACUUCAGUCAAAUGGGUAGAUGAUACAGUAAAUAUUCUUUAAGUGACUCAGUUCUGAAGUGUACAGGAUAUUGUUGGCAGGACAUGAGCAAAGCUUCCAAAGACAUCGUAACUUUUAAAUGGCAGCAAUAAAAUAGCAGUUCAACAGAGGAAAAAUAUUUAAAUGUAGUCAUUGCAGAAACAAGCAUAAGAAAAAAUACAGUUCCUUAGAGUAAAAUACAAUAUGCAGAAAAUAAUCAUAAACGUAUAGACUGAACUCCAGUUUUGAGCACACUGCGUCUUUUUGAAUUUCUGCCCAUCUAGUCCUCAUCUAGUCUGGAUGGGCGCAUGGAAGCAGUCUUGGGAUAACUGAGUACCUGAUCUGGCUUGAGUCCUAAACAAAACAUUAUUCACAAAACAUUAUCGUGUGAAUACAGCAUGAGGCUUCAUUACCUCAGACAAACAUGCAUGUUAUGCCUUAAACUUUAGAGUGGAAGGUUAUAUGUGUAUUCUUAACAUAACCAAAAAAUAAGAACGAGGAAGGUACUGAGGCCAGAAAAAGGAAGGAACUGGUUAGAUGCAACUGAAUGUGCUCAAACCAGAAGGUACUGCUUGAUGAAACUUACACUUUUUGUGUCUGCACACAAAACCAUCAGUUGUGACUUCUCAGAAGUUGAGGGAAGAGUAAUAGGAAGGGGCAGUCAUCUUUUUUAAAAAAUACAAAAGGGAACCUAGGCAGAUCAUCACCAUUUUUUGUCAACUGUUGCCUGUUGUAAAUAUGUUGAAUGAGCAAAAAUAAUUUACGUUUGCAGUAUAGCACACACUUGGCUUCUGAUUGACUUUGGUAUGUACAAAUGUUAGCAUACUGUGUGUCUAUGGCCUGAGCAGGUGCUGUGUUGGCGUACUAAUGUUCCAUGUAUAGUGGCCAUGGGUUGCAUUUAAGCAAGACACUAAGCAUGUGCAAUGAUACCCAGGAAGUUCUUACAGUCUGAAUGUACAGUAAUAACUGUGUGUGACUUAGAAAAUCACAAAAAGCUCAUUCCCCCAAAGCCAAGUGAACUUGUCUGUGCACAUUUGUGAGUUGAUGGAGUGCUGAAACAGCUCUGUGUGCUUGCUUUUUCUUGUUUUUUAAUAUGAAGUAAGCUACAUUUCCACUAGGUUACACACAGGGUAUUUACUUUCAGGGCUGUAUAUCUUGUGAACAGCUUUUGAAAUAGUUUAUUUAUUACCAAGGUUAUAUGAGCUUAUUCUAGAUAACCAAGUUAAUAACUUUAUUAGAAGGUAGCAGGUGCUCAGUGUUGACCUUCCUGAAACUUUAUUAUGAUACCUCAACAUGUAUGACUUUUCUACUCUUGCAUAUCAUACAUUUCAGAAAUGCCAGCUUCUUUAGGUUUACUUCUAGUAAGUGCUUCCUUGUAGUUUUUAGCUGUGACUUGUCAAGCUUUGACUAGGUAUGUAUUUGUUACUCCAGUUCUAUGAAUAAUGUCAUCUGAGGGGAAUGGCUGUCAUUUUUCUGAUCAGCAGGUAAAACUGUAUAGUAAACUGGAACCUCUUUGCCCCAAACUGAAACCACUGUUGUGACAUUAAUUGGAUAGCCACUUGUGCAAUUUGGGGUGUUGUUCUUAAAGCCCCCAAACUUCUACUUGUGUUGUGUCUCUUCAAAAAAGUUCAGCAAGUGUUAUAGCAUUGUCCAGACUUUGAUUUUGUUGCUGUUUAGCGACUGUAAGAAGACAUUAUCCAUUACAGUAGACCAAAUGAUUAAGAGGCUGCAGUUUAUUUCCAAGUUUCUGAAAUGUAUAUAUUUGCUUUGUACUUAGAUUUAAAUUUAAUUUGUUGAUCCUCAGGUCAGUGUAUAAACAUUUGUGCAAAGCUUAAUGUUACAAGCCAUAUGAAUGAUAAAUUUAUAACUUGUAUUGUUGUAUUACUACAAAGAAUAUCCUCCAUUAUCUAAUUGGAAAUAUAAAUAUUUUUUUCAUAUUGCAUAGAAUAUGGAAUCAAAGCCACCAAGAAUUCCAAGGAGGGUAUCCACUCAGCCAUCCAGUUCUCAAAGUGCUAGGACAGGAGCAGGAAAUGGAGGAACCAGUUUAACUGACUCAUAUCUUACAAGAGAAUCUUCACUUAGAUUGGAACCUGGAUGCCAAGUAAGUAGUAUUUGAUGGUGAUACAUGCUUCAUUCAGCUUCCGCUUCUGAGUUUCUGCUCAGGAACAAAUGAGUGGACUUAAGUUGCAUGAAAAGGGGAUACCUUGCUAGGAAAAAGAACUUUAAUUAAUCUGUUUAACAUGUUAAGAUAUGAUCAUGAUAAGAUGUCCAAAAACAUCUUCUGAAGCCUUGAUAGAUUUAUUUAAUACCAGAAAUUCUGUCACUUGGCAGUUUGUGAAUGACACAGAUCUCUUCAUACUGAUUAAACCUUAGGUGUAUGAAUUAGUCUUUUAUACAGAUACUAAUGGUAACUUUUAUAUAUUAGAACAGUGUUUCUCAAAUGUGGGUUCCCUAGCUACUGUUGGACUACAAAUCCUAUCAUCCCAUACCACUGGCCCUGCUUAGCUAGGGAUGAUGGGAGUUGUAGUCCAACAACAGCUGGAAACCCAACUAAAAGUGCGUUCUCAAAUGCACAAAUCCUGAGUGACAAAAAGUGUAAAAGAAGAAAAGAAAAAGGGGAAUGAAGUUUACAGCUAUUAAGCCUAUAAAAAGUAUGCUUAUUGGUUUUGGGUAUUACACAUAUCUCAAGGAAAUAAAUAAAGUGUUGUUAGCUUGAUUGUCACAUCAGAGUUCUGAAAUUAAGGUUUUGUGGAAACAAGCACAAAUCCUGCACACCUUUUUUAGAACGGUAAAUUUGAUUAAAUUAGUCUAAUCUCCCCGAGUAUUAUAACUGCAGUGGAAGGACAGGCUAUGCAUUUUCUAAAUAUAUAUUUUUUAAAUCUGAACAAAGCAUAAGGGCUACAUUCUACUCUUUAGUUGCUACUUUAUAGGGAUAAGCUUAAUUUUUAUAUAGCAUUAACUGUGGUAGGCAUGCAAACCAUAUAUAUCUUCUCCCUCACAGGAUGGGUGCAUUAAUGUGGGGUAAGGUAGGUUGGGCUAUAAUCCCAAGGGGUAUUAGGGCAGAGAUAAAACUUCUUUGCCAACUCGAAAACUGAGAUGACCUGUGCUUUGUGGCAGACUUAGCCUAGCCCCAUGAUAAUGAUGUACAAAUAACACCUUUUAUUAUUUUCCAUAUUAGUACAUGCCAUUUAGCCUUAAACAAUAUAAUGCUAUCCCUGUCUCUGUUAUUGGGUGGUCCAUUGAGAGACCACAUGUCCAUCUCUUGAGUGCAAAGCUCACUGAGUUCAUUCUGUGACUCGCACUUUCCAUUUCAACAUAUAAACAUUCUUUCUGCCACUUAUAUUCCUUCCCCACCUGAUGGACGGACUUCCUACAGGGCAAAUGCAGCACUAGUAGUGCAUGCUAGGUAUUUGGUGAUAAGUUCUUAGUAAAGAAGAUUGGCUUGUUUCCAUAACUUCACAGUACAAGCAAGCAACUGCUGUACUGCUGGAAAAAACACUUCUUUUUUCCUCAAUUGCCAACAUACUGUCUAUAUUGUCAAUAUACUGUCCAUAAUUAGAAUAUAUAUAUGUGGCCUUGGAAUUUCUCUUCCAAGUUUACUUUUUUGUAUUCUGUAUGUGUAGAACGCUAGACUACAUAGUGCAGUAUUGCUAUUUUAAAGCAUUAUCCUAAAACAGGGUUUGGCUUCAACUGAAAAGUGGUAUUGGGAAAUAGUUUAUUUUGUAGGUGCUGUGUUUUAGCUAUCUUUUUUGAAGAAUUUGCAGAAUUAAGCCUCUAAAUAUAGAAAUGCUUGUGGCUAUUUUAAGCUUUAGCAUUUCUCUGUUAAGAGUAACUUACAAAACAAGGACUUCGGCAGGGAUUAUAGCUCUUUCUCAGUUUGUUUCCAGUAGAUUAUAUAAGCAGGAAUUCUCCUGUGGGAAUGUUCUUAAGACUGUCUUACAGGUAUGACUACUUGUAAAAAAAUGAGUUGCAUUCCUGCAACACUUUAGAAACUUAGUUGAUGCUUCCUGUAAGUAGGAGAUUUAACUACCAUCCUUCAGUUGAAAGGAUGCUUUAUUGAAUUCAGUGUUAUUUGAUUUUAAGUAAACAUGGGUAGGAAGGGGCUCAUAGUCAUAUUUUCUUAGCCCAAAAUAGAACAUUUAAAAUGCUUUAAGGCCAUUUUCUUAAAGCAUUUUAAGUUGCUUAUGUAAAAUAAAAAAUAAUCAGAGAAAUCAGCCAAUAGAAAACAUAUGCAGUCCUCACAGAGGGUGGGCAAAAAAACACAAUUUCCUCACUGUGGUAGGCAGAGCAUUCCAGAGCUACAAAGGUAAUAUCUAGAUAGCUGUGUGCCUUGAGUCACAUUCAAACAGUACAAGCCUGUGGUUCGUACUGGUAUAUGCACUGAUAUUGAAAGAAAUGGUCAUUUGGGUAUAUUGGUCCCAGACACUAAAGUCAAAAGCAGCAUUUUGAAUUUGGUCUGAUAGUAUAUAGGCAGUUACUGCUGCUGCAACAGCGCAGGGUUUAAAUAAGUGUUCCUUGUAAUACCUGUCAAAAGAUGGUUCUGGUUAUUGUAGCAGAUGAAGUUUUGAAGUCAUUUUCAUGGACAGCCUAUUUAAAGUUCAUUGCAGAAGUAAAGCCUAGAAAUUAUAAAAGCCUGUAUCAGGGUAGCAAGUUCAGCUGCAUGUCUUGUAAUAUUCUACAAAACAUUCUACAAGUAAUAUUCUAUUGGAAUUUUUUGAGAGAGUGAUCCAUGAACGAUAGUGAUUAUUAGGCCUUCAAUGAAACACCUAAUGGGUGUUUGGAUAAUUUCAAUGGGAUAAUUGAAAAUGAAUAUUCAGAGUAUCAGAAAUGUCAAAAUGUGGCCCAAAUGAAAUGUAAGAUGAACAAACUUUGCCUGGCUUAAGCCAUCUUCCACUUAAGGGCUUCUGGAAAGGCAAACGUGAGGAAGGAAGUGAAUAAAUGCUGUCAUACUAGAUAGCUCUUCCUCACAAGGGAAUUUUCCUGGACUGUUCCUUACCCAACGUACUGUAACACAUUUCGAAUAUUGUGUUGGGAAUGUUGACCUUAUAUGUACAGGUACCAUGUUCCUGGUGUGGCAUAUAAAUUUUAUUUAUUUAUGUUACUAUUUAUUCUUUUAUCCCACCCAUCCUUCUGAAGGAGCUUGCUAUACAAAUACAAUCAACACAGAACAAUAAUAAAACCAGUGUAAAAUCAAUAUUUUAAAAAAUGCAGUACAGCAGGAUGCCAUUGACUGUACUGUAAAACUCUGCUCCAAAUUAGGUCUUGGUUGCCAGUAUAUCAGUGUUAAGCACACCAGCACUGCUGUACUCCCAGCCACAGGUCCCUGACAGGCUAAUCUUGCAGUUAAUUGCAAUUCCAUUUAUUUGUGAUGAUAGAUAUGCUUUGCAUAUUUUCUUUUAUUCUGCCUGGUGCAAUGUUCAAACCAGCCUCAGGCAGUAGACACCAUGGUGAUACACUGUUAGCAAGAUAUUCAUUCCUCUUAGUCUAAAGGAAUCUAGUAGAGUAACAGUACUUAACUGUCAGGUAAGUAAGUACACCGAACUGACACCCAACAUUUGCAGCUUUUAAAUUGAUAGCUUGAGUUCAUUUUUAAAGAUUUCCAUUCUUGGACUAAAGUACAAAUCCUACUGGGACACAUUCAUUUGUGUAUAUAUAGUUGUGGUAUAUCACAAAUCUAUAAAAGUAAUCGUCCUUCCUCCAAAAAAGUAUAGGAGUUGCUUCACAUUAUCCAAAGUGUAAUACUCUGGGUACAAACAUAGCUUUUAUGUACUUAUAAAAAUCAUAAGGAUGGUAAGGAUGGUAGCCAUAGAUGGAACUCAACUUGAUGUCUUGAGCAGAAAUGUGACCAUAUUACUUUGUAGGAUUCUAGUCGGUUGCAUAGUUCCAGUAGAGACUGGGCAAUUGGAGAAAGAGAAGCAUAUGAAAGCCCAUGGAAGCUUCCAGCUUCAUCUCCAACUCGCUACUCAGGAACACUUGAUCGUCCAUGGUCUGGAAGAUUGUUGGGAAGCAGAAACAGACUGGUAAGAGCUGUUUGUAUCCUAAAUAUUUAUUUUAAAUGUUUUCCAAGUUUGCAGUCGCAUUAAUUUAAUUUCUUGUAAGUAAGUUUCAAAGAAACUUGCAAAUGUUAUCAGUUGUCUAGUUUUGCGUUAGACUGCAGUUGAAUUGCAGAAAUGUAGCUUUUUCUCUUAGGAAACUAAGAUGCCUAGAAUUGUAUUAGAAAAAUCCAAGCAUCUGUAAGUAUCUGUGCUUAGCCAUUAUGGACUUUGUAGAAUCCUGUUUUGCGAACAUUACCCACAAAUUACUUAGUUUUUGCCUAACAACUCUUUCCCUGUGAUAUUUUACCCAUACCCAUUGGGCACGGAAGCUCCACUUUUGUUCUCAUCUGAAGAAGCAGUUAGAUUGGCAGACAUGAGAGAAGGCAUUCUUGGGGUGGCCUCCAAAUAUGGAGAUUAAGUACAGCGUUUUAUAUGUUAUUUCUUGAUUUUGUUCAGGAAAUGUUGUUGUUUUCUCCCCCCCCAAACAACAACACAACACUUUUUACAUUGUAACAAACAGUGCAAGCUUCACUUUUUCAGUAUCUGCAUUCAGUCUGGAAGUUUCUAACUUUUGCUCUGUGAGUUACAUUUCUGUGUAAGUGCUAGAGAACAUGUUGUGAGCAGAAAGCAGGGAAUGGGGUGGAAGAAAUGAAGGGAAAUUAAGGAUGGAGACAUGUGUCUGCAGCCGCCUUGAGUCCUUGUCAGGGAAAAAGGUGGGAUAUAACAAAAAGAACAACAACAACAAUUCUAACAUAGAGAAAUAUAAUAAAAAAUAAGCACACAAUUAUAAAUUCACAAGCAUAUUUAUAUUUGAUAUAAAUAGUGCUAAAUUUAAUUUAAAGAGUUGGCAUUAUUUCCCACACUAAGACCCCAAAUUAACUAUUAAUUUAGAUUUAGAUGUAUAUUCUGCUUUAACUAUCACAAAGUGGCUUCCAAAAGAUAAAAGAUGAAACCACAUAGCUAUUACAACAAAAUAGAAUACAUGGAAAAAUGCUUAACACCAGCAGAGAGGCAUCCUAAAAGCUCUGCACAGCUUUGACAAAGCAAUGCUACUGCUGCAAAUGCUUUGUUGCUAGUAGAUGAAAACCUUUCCCUUGGUGAUGGUACCUUAUAAUUCUUCAGAUUAUUUUAAAAUGGGAGGUGGGUGAAGGUGGUAACCUGGGGAAAGGCACUCCUACUAUAUUCAGGGUCUAGGUUGCAGUCAUUUAGGUUGCAGUCCUGUACACCAAGGGUGGGGAUCAUAUGGCCCUUCUGAUCUUGCACUAUUAACUUCCAUCAUUCCUAACCAUUGGGGUUGAAGAAAGCUGGAGUCUAACAACAUUUGAAUUUCCACAGGUUCUUCACCCCCUGCUGCUGUACAUACUUGCCAGGAGAAGCCUCACUGAACUCUGUGAGACUUUUACAUGAGGAGACAUGCUUAGGAUAGUACUAUUAAGACUUGAAAAUUUGACGCAGAUUCAGCCUAGAAUCAAACCAGCAGCUAAUGCAGAUAAAAAGAGCAGGUGUUAACAAAUGUCACAUCUGGUUCCAACCAGGAGCUGCACUAUGGCUUUCUGUGUCUGAUGACAUUUUAAGGGGCAGCCACAUGAAUGCAUAAAUUAAAAUCCGAGAAGAUUUCAGAGCAUGUAAGACAUUAGCUUCUGAAUGUGAAAAUGAAUGAUAGUUUAAAAACAGUUUUAAGAGAAACUGUGCUAAUUGAACUGUUUUCUUUAAAACCUUGAAUUGUGCUAAAGGGAUUGUGUAUAUCCUUGAGAAUGGAUCUAACCAUGUUGUCUAAAUAGUAAGAAAAAACCAUUUAACUAGUAUUACUUAACAGUGAAUACAGUCGUACCUCAGGUUGAAUGCACUUCGGGUUGAGCGCGUUCGAGUUGCGUUCCUCGGCAACCCGGAAGUAAUGGAGCGUGUUACUUCCGGGUUUCUCCGCAUGCGCAGAUGCGGCGAAAAGCGACGCGCGUGUACGCGCAGACGUGCCACCGCUACUUACAUUUACUUCUAGAUGUGAACGGGGCUCCGGAACGGAUCCUGUUCGUAUCUAGAGGUACCACUGUAGAAGUAUCAAAUCCUGUGUUUCUGGUUGUUGGACUUGGAGCCCUUUGCACUAUCUCUGAUUCUGAAGCUUGCUCCCAAGUCUUUAAAAAGAGGGAGGGAAGAUCACCAAUAGAUAUUAGACUUAUUUUUAAUACUUUUAAGGGUAAGCCUGCUCUUUUUCAAUCUCAUUCAUACAAGCCCUUUUCAUUAAAUAACCCAAGCAUUUUCACUUUGAUUUGAUUUAAUAUUCUGCUAGCUUAUUUUUUUAAGGCCCAGUAUUUUGCAGAAAAGUAGUAACCUUUCAAAACAUUGUUUGUAGUCUACAUCUUCAUCUUCACCUCUUACAUCUUCUUGGUUUGGCGAAUCUGAAAGAACUCAGGGAUCAUAUUCUUCAAGACUGCAUAGCCAGCAACAGGAUACUGAUUCUAAGAGACCUAAACUUUCUUAUACAUCUACCUCUAGUGUGAGAAAUAAUGGUUUAAACACAGUUUCAGGUAAGUGAUGUGCUAAAAGGUAUAAAAUGAUGUGUAUUUAUUUUGUUUUAUACUGAAGCUAGCUUCUUGCUAUCCAUGCUCUUACACAAGCACAGUUGUCUUGUGGAAACUUAAAAAUUAACAAAUGUUAUGGCUUUUUGUGGGGUUGAGUCUAUUUCAUCAGAUGCAUAUAGCAUCAGAUACUAUUAUUAUGCUCCUAAAAUAUCUAUUUGGGGCAAUGAAAUACAUAUAAAGCUUUUAUUCCACAACCAGAGUUUCUAGUAUAGAGUGGCUUUGACUGAUCGACAAGUAAUGGCAAUAUUGCCAUUACAAUAACAAUAGCUAUAUUGUUGUGUAUAAUUUUCAGAAGAGAGAAGUGUAUUCCAAUCAGGCCUAAAAACACAGCAGUAAAUAUUGUGUGUUUAAGACUUUUAUCAAGGAAGCAAGAAUACAUAUGUUUUUCACUUUUUGAUUUUAGAUUCCCCAUGGAGAUACAGCGAUGUACCCAGAUCUUCAUCCAUGGUACUUGGAUCAUUAGGAACUGAACUUGCAAGAGAGAGGAGAGAGCUGGAAAGAACAGAACCAUCUAUUAGCAGUCUUGUGGACUGUAGUCACAGAAAUGGUGACUUUUCAUCUUCAUCAUGUAUGUAUUGUUUCAUUCUAUUUAUGAGGUUCAGUCUAUUAUCUGUUUUUGCUUAGAUGAAGACACUGUUCUUGGCUCACAUGGCAGGAUAGAAAUUUCAGGGGGUUUAGAAUGUUGCUAAUUGUGAACGGCAAAGUUUUACUUAAAGAAUCCUUACGGGUUGAAUGUAUUGGGCCAGUUUUUUUAAAAAAACUUAACUUCUAGUCCCGUAACUAGUUUAAGCUAAUAAAAUAGCAUUAUUGAACAGUACUAAGGAUAUGGCUUCCUAAUUGUGCACUGUCUCCAGGGAUGCAUUUGUGGGAGGAAGGUAUGCUCAUCCUAGGUUUGGGGGCACAUUUGGAAUUUUGAGAAAGUGCUGAGGGUGCCAGUCCUAAAAUGGCUGCUGUUAAGGGUGUGGCCUAUUUAACACAAAAUAGCUGUCACAUCCAAAAAAGUAGAAUAAGAAAAGAGAUGGGGGGGUGGGAAUGGUUCAAAUUUGGUCAAAACAAUUUCAAAAACUUAGAAAUGUUAAUUCUUGUUGCUUCUCUUGUCUUCUGCUGGUGUGUCGCUAUAGAGAAAAUAAACCCAGGAGUAAUUUUGAAUUGCUACAGCCAGCCAUACAUGUGUAUAGUCACAAAUAAAAAGACAUAGUUAAUGCUGGCUGGCAGUUGUUGUUGUUGUAAUAUUAUCUUUAUGGAAUAGAAAAGAAUAGAAAUACACAGAAAAUAAAUAAACUUACCAGAGUAGUAGGGCCAGUUGCUACUGCACACUGUCUAAUUUCUCAAAUGUUGGUUGUGAAAAUAAAAUGGGGAGGGGGAAGGCUGAACCAAGUAUGCUGUCGUGAAUUUCUUGGAAGAAGGGCAUGCUAAAAAUGCCAUAUAUCAAUAUAAUCAACCAUGUUCUAAGCAAGACCAAGGGUUGUAGCUCUAGCAUACUUACAUGCCAAUAAGCCCCACUAAAUUCAGUGGACUUAUUUCUGAGCAAAAAUGCAUAUAAUUGGGGUCUAGUUAAAAAUGCACUUCUUGGGCUCUAGUUAAUAAUAAUCAUAUUUGGUUAGUCUUAUCUACAUAGCAGUAUUUUACUGCUUUUUGUGAUUCUUAUUAUUGUAGAUCUUCAGGAAAGAUCUUCUGCUUCGUAUGCACAGGGAGCAAGACCAAAAGAGAACUCGCUGAGCUCUUUGAGGCUGAACACAUCCAUGAACCGCCAGUUGCCUUCUGAACAUCAGUCAUCAUUACUCUCUCGAGAGCAUAGCUGGAAUUCAAGAUCUAACUAUGUCCCAAGAGAAGUAGAAUCUUCUGAAAGGAAUAUACAACCAGAGUUUACCCUUGGUGCCAUGAGAAGUGGAAGCGGUUCCUCAAACAGUUCCGAAAGAGUUAUGCCAUCCCAAAGGUCACUGAGUGAGCCUCCUGCAGAUACUGAAGGAAGGCGUACAACAAGACAACUGUUGUCUCGUUUAGCUUCUAGUAUGUCAUCAACAUUUUUCUCAAGAAGGUCUAGCCAGGACUCAUUGACUUCAAGACCAUUAGGUUCUGAAGAUUCAACUGUUCCAAGAGCUCAUUCUUCUACCCAAGCUAGUGCUACUAACACAGUUACAACUUCUGAAGGCACAGAAGGGCAGACUCCUGAUGUUUCUCAGGGAUUUAGCUUUCUUAGAAGACGAUGGGGCCUGUCGGGUGUUUCAUCAAAUCCUAGUUCUGAUUCGGAAGCUGAAAGUUACAGACCCGAUUCUGAAAGUAGAAAUUCAGGUUCUUGGCUAUCAUCUUCCCUGAGGAACAGGUGCACACCUUUGUUUUCCAGAAGACGAAGAGAAGGAAGAGAUGAAACUGCAAGAACCUCUACCUCUGAAACACCAGCUAGAUCACUGCAUCUUUUCAGAAGAAGAGAACCUGGUGGGGAGGUAUCUCUUGAAGCACAAAGUGAAUCCCUCAGGCCUGCUGCCAGGCCACCAACACCUGCAGUACCUAAUGGUGCUACGUCUGUUGCCUCUGGGCCAGAUUCAGCGCAUGGUAGAAGAAAUUCAGGAAUAUCAGGAAUGUUUCCUGGUUCUCUCUUCCGGUUUGCAGUGCCCCCAACCCUGGGGAGUAAUUUGUCUGACAAUGUUAUGAUAACUGUCGAUAUUAUUCCUUCAAGCUGGAAUCAGCCUGAUGGGCAAGAUAAUGACAAGUUAAAAAUACCAUCCUCAAGAGACCCUGAAAGGCUUCAAAAAAUUAAAGAGAGGUAAAAGCACUAUUUCCAUAGCUUUUUAAAUGGAGUUUUAAAUCAGUUAUAAAACUGAUACCAUGUACCAAGAGAUCUUCAACUUUUUUUUUUUUUUUUUGGAAAAUGUUGGUUUUGAUCCUAAAUUGCUCCUCCGUUUUAACUGAGGUGGGGGUGGGGUUUUCUGCCAACUUGCCUUCAUCUGCAGCCCUGCACACCAUUCUUAAUGCUCCCCAAUCCCCAGGAGCAGACUUAGGGGAUGUGCAGGGGGCUGUAGAUGGAAGAGAGGGCAGCAAGUCUCAUUUGGUGAAUAUCACCUCUUUUGUUCAUGCAAGGAAUGUUAGGAUCCAAGGCAAUGUUCCUAGAGAUGGUAUACGCCCCCUAGUUAAUGGUCUCUCUUCAGUGCCAUUAAUAACUUGGGUUGGGAAAAGCUUCGUGAUUGUCUCACAUGUGAAUGUGAUUCAGAUUAAUGCGUUAACAUGUGAAAAGUGUAUUCCAAGUUUUUUCUGCAUAAUAAUUGUUUCCUCUUACUUAGCCUCCUUUCCGAGGACUCUGAAGAGGAGGAGGGAGACUUAUGUAGAAUUUGUCAGAUGUCGUCUACUUCUGCUACUAACCUCUUAAUAGAGCCAUGUAAAUGCACUGGAAGUCUGCGCUAUGUUCACCAGGAGUGUAUGAAAAAGUGGCUACAAUCCAAGAUUAACUCAGGUAAGGCAACUCCUUUUUAGGACAAGAUUUUUUUCUUUGCUCCCGAGUUGCUCUUCCAUUGACUGAAGGCUUGAUGCAAUGGGGACUUCAAAUACCUACUUAUGUUUCUGUUUCUGUUUUUGUGUUUAUAUAUGACCAUAGAGAGACAUACCACACUCUUUAUGCUAGGGCGUCACCAACCUUUUUGGAUAAGGGGGCAUAUUUCAAAUUUUGAGAGUGUUGUGGGACCAGUAACAAAAUGGCCUCCAUAGGGCGGGGCAUAACACAAGAUGGCCGCCAUUGGGACAUGCCUUAGCAUAAUGUUAGAUAAUAGUCAUAUUGACGCUUUUUAAAUAGUUGUAUUUUCAGACUAUACAAUACUUAAUCUGUUUAAUUUGUUACUGCUAUACAACUGUUAAAGGCACAAGAACCCUGCCUCCCCUUCCCCUUGCCAACCCAUCCAAACUCUAGGCUGCCAUCCUGUACCCACUUACCUGGAAGUAAGCCCCAUUAAAGAAAAAUGCUUGCUUCUGAGUAGAUUAUGUAUACAGUUGUACUGCAUUGAACUAUAUAAUGAAUUCUUCAUGAAUGCCUAUUCCUUAGUUCCUGCACAGCAGAAGACAUGCCUAAAUUUCUUUGAAGAGUUUUCACAUUUGUCUUUAGCGGGGAGAGGAAUUUUGCAGAAAAUAAUUUAUAGGAUCUAUUUAAUCUCAGAUGAACCCCUCACAGGAAAGAUGGAUCCUGGUUGCUAGAGGAAAAAGAAAGGGCAAUUUAUGGCGAUUCAAAGGACUAGAACUUAAGACAGAAGCGGGGAAAUUGCAUUAAAGGGGAGGGGAAGAUUUGCAAUUAUUUAGGACCUGAAGGAUUUCUAUUCAUUUACCAAUCACAACUCUGACUUCAUUCAUUGGCUAAAACCACUGACAGGUGGGAGCAGCCAGGCUGAGUCAUUUCACAGAAAUUGGCUUGGAAGAGUGCCUGUGCUCUGUUUUGUAACAUUUUCCUGGAAGGGCUAGAGAUGCACUUUUUUAAAAAGAGAAGGCUCAAAGAGGCCGGGGCUCUUUGACCAGUGAAGGACUUUGCUAGCGCUGCGUUAGCAACCUGCCCCCUCCCCCUUAUAUGAAUCUGUACAUAAAUUUAUACGCUUCAAUGAAGGAGAAUAUGAUGAUGCUAGUAAGUGAACUGCGAAACAUAAGUCAUGCUUAUGGCUGUUUGAUCACUGGCACCAGUGUAUUCUGCCUUGCAUGUUUAUUUUUUAUUAAUGGCUCAGUUAUAUAAACAAAGAUAAACCUAUCUUUCUGAUUGUUAGUGUGCUUUCAUAUGCCCAGUUGACUCAAGAAUGCCUUCACUCUGAAACAAAAAGUGUAACUCCCUUGUUCCCUCAGGUUCUUCACUGGUAGCAGUAACUACUUGUGAGCUGUGCAAAGAGAAGCUGCAUCUCAAUCUUGACAAUUUUGAUAUCCAUGAGCUUCAUAGAGCACAUGCAAAUGAACAAGUUAGUAUAUUUUGGCUAAUUUGGUAAGUGUCAGUUUUGUGCUGUGAUUCGGGACACUUUUUUUUCUAGAAGAAAAUAUCAAUUCAGGUCAAAUUUGAUACUGAAUUUUUAAUUGUCCUAAAUAAAUCACAAACUACAUUUGAUAUCUACAAUGCCCGUUUAGAAUAACAUUCUGUCAUAUGUGUGUAUAUCUUGGGCUUUGUGUCUGUGUGUGUGUGUUCUAAUUUUUUAAUUUUGGGGGGCGGUAACUCAGUGAGCAUCUGCCUUGCAUACAGGCAGUUCUGACUUCAAUCCCCAGCAUCUUAAGUAGGAAUGGAAGAGACCCCUGCCUGAAACCUUGGGAGUGCUGUUGCCAGGCCCAUGUAGACAGUGCUGAGCUAGAUGGAUCCUGUGGUCUGAUACAGUAUGAGGCAGCAUCCUACGUUCCUAAGACACAAUGCAAAAAAUAAAUAAAUGGGAAGCCAGAAUGAACAUCAUUGAUAAAGUGACCUCACUUGCUGUGUGGUCCAAGAUAAAAGUUGGGAUUAUGGAAUAGCAGAAACAAACUGUCUUCUGACAGUGACAGUGCAAUUUUAUCUCAAAAGAUGUCUAUAGGAUGAACUCUUAAUAAUAUGUCUGUGAAAGCGUCCUCCUUCCUCCACGCUGACCUUCCCUCAUGGAGUCUGAAGGGAGAGUGUAGUUCACCUGAAUGCUGUCACAAUCCUCCCUGCUCAGUGAGAGAUUGUGUAGCUUUCUAAUAACGGGGAGGAUUUUCAGUCUGAAGCAAAAAGUGUUACGUACUUGCAGUUCCAUUUCCCAUGCACUAUGCGGAAGGUCAUGGGAGGUGAUAGGACCAGACACCAUUAAUGAAUAUCUGAGUAGGCUUUAGAUGCACUUGGAGAGGGCAGCGCUAGUUUCCAUUGAUAAGUAAGGAGACAUCAAUGGGGCAUUAGUCAUAAGCAGUGUGUGUGCUGAUGCUGAAUAUAUUUCCCUUCUACAAUUUUACAAAAUAGGCUUAGCAAGAGGUGCUAGGAGAAUUUUUAAAGACGAGGGGUAGGUCUGAGAACAUUUUGGGGGGGCGUGACAUACAUGUGCAAACCUACCUGCCAACAAAUGAAAUUGCUAGUGUCUUUGACAGAAUCCUCCCUGUCAAACAGGUAUAAUAUACUUGUGCAUCUUUCUAACCAAUAUGCAGAUGAAACCUUUUUGUGUCUCAUAUUCAUUGCUAUAUAAACACCAAGUUGUAUUAAGCUUCAAUAUAAGUUUUAUAAAUGUAUAAUGCAUUUUGCUUCUGUUUUUUAAUACUUUAUGCUUAUUUGAAUCAUUACAUUUAAUUUAGAUUAGAGUUUGAGUUUUGAAUAUUUAUCAAGGGCACCCUUUGUUUUGCAGAAAGGAGCCCAAAAGACUUCCCAUUAUUUAGUGUGGCCCUCAUUUUCAAUUUUCUCAAAAUGUCUACUUAAGUAUAGAAUUAGUCAUUAUAGUGAGGUGUUCAUUUACUUGGAAGAACGGUCAUUACAAAGCAGUUUCUUUAAAAGUGCAAUCAUGUUAAGAUUGAAAUCUUUGAUGGAUAUUAAGCAAUAAUGCUCCUGCAUGUGCUGGGAUAAAAUAAUCAGUGUAAAACAGCACUCAUUGUGCAUUUAAGACAACUUAAAUGUUUGACUUGAUGAUACCCUCUUUCUCCAGGCAGACUAUGAAUUUAUCAGUUCUGGGCUUUACCUUGUAGUAUUGUUGCACUUGUGUGAACAGCGCUUUUCAGAUAUGCUGGGAACUACAAGUGAGGCCAACACACGUGUCCGGGUAAGUAAGUGGUGCAAACAGCUUCUGUGGCAGAAGCAGAUUGUGACACCUGUUACAGCAUGUUUUGAUAUUUUCUCGAAUUUUGUACUGGUCAGAAUCAAAAGCCACACUCCCAGCUGGGGCUUUCUGCUCAUUCCUGCUGCAGUCUCUCAUGCCCCAAAGUUGCUCACAAAGGUCUGAAGACCCUCUGGAGAUGUUAUAUAGGAAAUGCAGCCAUGUACACAUGUUCUGUUGGCACAAGUCCUUCCUGCUUGCAUAUGGGGUUCUAGUUAUUUCCUAAAGUACUGCUUAACAAACAAAGCCACACACAUUGUGGAGAUUAAAUAGGCAUUGGGUAGUAUCUGAAUGUAUUUUUAAAGUUGAUUAAGAGUACGUUAAGGCAGCAUUUCCCAGCUUUGGAUCCUCAACUGGACUCCGUUCUUCUCCAGCCAGCACUACCACUUGUUCGGGAUGAUGAAAGUUGUAGUCUAGCAACAUCUUGGGAUCCAAGGACAAGAAAAAGCAUAUAGCAGGAGUGGGCUACAUUUCCUUUGGAGCAACGUCUCUGAGUUUGUGUGUCACAUGCAGAGAGUAGGUGGGGCCAGAGCUGAUGGGUGGAGCCCCAAACUAAUCUGGAAUAAAGGCUGUCCUGCAUCCAUGACUAUCUCAGAUAAGAAUUCUCAAUCUAAUACAGGUCUACCUGAAGUAAGACCCACUGGGUUUUAUAUGGUUACAUUCAAAUUGGUAUAUAGAGGGGGGUUUUUUUCAGUGCAACAAACACAUACAACUACUGGUCAUGCAAGUAAUAACUUCCUUACUUUACUAUGCUAGACACACAUUUAUGGAAAAGAUGUUCUUGAACAUCUGGGAAUAAAAAUACUACCAGCACUCACCGAUUUAUUUUUACCAAAUAAAACACUACUCCAAAUUAUUCUGAAAUUGCAUCGAAAGAGAAAAAAGGAGGAAGUGAUGGGGUGGAAGAAUGGGACAGCUUCAGGGGCAUUGGGGGCCAUAUAAAAUGAGGCUGGGGGCUGCAUGCAGUCCCUAGAUUGCAGGUUGGCGACCUGUACUGGUACAUUACUGGUAAAGGAAAGUGGAGGAUAAGCAUAACCUCCAUGAACAUGCAUUAAUUUUUCUAUUCUAAAAAGUCUCAUAUGCCUAUUUGGGCUCAUGAGCAUCAUUGUAGUUGCCCUUUUUUCCAAACUACGAAGCCCCAUGCAGCCUCUGCUUGUAGAUAAAUUGACCCACUGCCUGUUCUAUCCACUUUCCAGUACUUGAUACCUUUUUUGAGCAGACUUUGUUAUAUUUUUUCUUGAUUGACCAAUAAAAAUCCCUAGAAAUGUGCCUGUUUGGGAAAGGAUUUUAUUUUAUCCUCUAGCAAAGUCCCCUGGAUGGCUGGUGCUAUCAAGAUUGACUAAAUAUGCAGGAGUUAAUGACAACUAUCUAUGCAAGUUUUUCUCAACACCCACUCCUUCCUGAACAAGGAGUUUCAUCUAAUGAUAGAUUUCAUUCUGUUACAAUUAUAGUACUUAAGCAAGAUUUUCUUACACUCUUGCUUGCUCAAAGGGUGUCCUUGACAAAUAUUCAAAAAACCCCAAAUCCAGUCAUUCUAAAUCAUUGUUCUAGUUUUGGAUCUGAAGAUCUGCAUGUAUUUCCGUGAACUAAAGACGGUGCUCAUCUUGUCUAUAUAGUAAACUAGACUGAAACUUGCAAGUAGGCUCACAGUCAACAUAUGUCCAUUUCUAAGGCCUAGCUCAUACAGUACUUUUCUACAUGCAGUUAAUAACUUCUGCAUUAAGAAACUUAACAUGUGAAUUGUUGGGUCAGUUUUAGCCAUGCACAUUCCCACAUUUUUGUGGAGAAACUUACAUGUGUGAAUUUCUGGCUCACAGAUACAGAUGGUGUUUCCUGGGCCCUUUUAAAGCCUCUGCGAUUAUCAGUAUCCCUUUACCCCCUUGGCCCAGCUCACAUGUUUUUCUAUAGGUGUGCAUUCAUGGGGCUAAUUGGGACUCUUCAUUAGCAAGAUAGACAAAAGAAAGUAUUAUAUACAGCACAUAGUCAUUCUGUGGAAUCUGCUUCCACAACAGGUAGGGAUGGCCAACAGCUUGGAUGGACAAGGCUGUGUCCUACCUCCACUAUUGGAGGCUGCAUGCCUCCUGCUACCAGUUGCUGGAAAUCCCAUGGGUAUCUGGUUGGCUACUGUGAGAACAGAGUGCUGAACUACAUAAGCUAUUGGCCUGAUGUAGCAGACUGUUCUUAUUGGGAAAACUUAAAUUCUUCCAUGGCAUAUAUAUGCUUUGGGGUUUAUGAAUUGUUUUACAGGCCUGCGGUGAUUUACAACUUUUAAAACUACCUUAUUUCUGUAUUAUUUCUAGUUUAUUAAUCUUGCAAGGACUCUUCAAGCACACAUGGAUGAUAUUGAAAGUAGGUGGCUUCUGCUUGUUUUAGUUUCAUUUAAAAGUCAAAGAUGAAGUUUAUUCUUGUUUCGUAUCUUGCGAUGUAUAAUGCUGAGUACUUGGCUGAUGUGCAAUUUUCACGCAGCUGUGACUGGUAUACCUAAUAAAACUGAAAGGGAAAAGAGUCCAUUAAAAGCACUCAUUCUUGACUGGAUUGUUCCCUUUAGCAAGACCAUUCUGAAUGAAGAGAAACCUCUUACUGUCUCAAUCUGACUUUCAGGUGGACAUUAGGAAUUUGUCUAGCUGUCUCCUAAUGUCUGCCUCCGAAUAACGUAAUCAGGUUCUCAGGAGUGUGUACUUCUAUAAUGAAAUCUUAAGUAACUUGUAGAGAGGUGUCCUUUAGAGGUAAUUACGUUUUUGGGAAGGGCUGCUGCUUUGUAGGUGAUGACUAACUUGGUCAUGUCUAGUAUAAACCACCUGACUUUCUGCUUGCAUUUUGGACAGAAUAUGCAUUAGCCAAUUAUAGCACCAGUAGAAUAGCUGUAACUUACAUUGCAUGUUCGUAGUAAGCAGUCUCUAGUAUGUAUCUAUGCUGAAGUGUUAGUGAGGAGGGCCUGAGAUCUAUAGUUGCUUUGCCAUACAGUCUGUGGUGAACCCGUUAGUGGAUCAGCAAGAGGAAAAAGAGGUGAGCAUUUACAGUUGUUAAACUUGAAGUUAUUAGUAGUUUCUUGUUCCCUGUAAACCCUACAGCUGUACAUUCCCAUGCCCCCUUUUCUCUUCCCAAUGAGUAGGAAUCUCAAUAGUCUUUGAUACCAACUGAAGUUGAAUUAGUCCAAGCUGUGUGCUUCUUUUGGUUCUGCUUGAGCUGAUGAAACCCUGAUUACAGCAGAAGCCAGGAAUUUGUGAGCUGGCUCGUAGAGCAGAAUGUCUUCUUCAGUGUUUGUGCAGAAAUGCUUGUAUUUGUAGAGAGGAGAAAUAUAGUAUUGCCAGGAACCAGCUGCCUUUAUUUUUCUCUUCCUUGAAGCUCUCUCAUAUGUUCUUAUUUCAGCCGUGCUGCUCUUAUGGAGCAAGACUAUCUACCCUCCUUUAAUCAGUUUCCAAUAGUUGCAAAUCAUUUUGCUGCCCUCUUUAAAUACCAUUUUCUAGUUUGCUGCUCCUACAGCUAUAGCUGUUUGGUAUAAUUUAUUCUACUUAAUGGAUUUUUUGCUUCCUUUUCAAUGAAUUUUGGGAAUGUGUAGGCCACUGACACACUUUGGGUGGGAGCAACUGGUUUGGUAGCUAUUUAGAAAAUGUAUUAUACUUUAAACACAAGUGAUUCAGUCAGACUCUUCCCAUAUGAACUGCCUGGACCCUGCAAUCGUAAUCAGAGGUCCUUCUGCUGCGUGUGCCACCUCCACGAGAGGUCUGGAGGGUGAAACACGAGAACAGGCCUUUUCUGCAGUGGCUCCCCACUUGUGGAAUGCUCUCCCCAGGGAAGCUCACCUGGCACCUUCGUUACAUAUCUGUAGGCGCCAGGUAAAAACAUUCUUCUUCUCCCAGGCCUUUGGCUAAUUAAACAAUCUAUGGCCUUUUAAACUGGGGGGGGGGGGUAUUGUUUUUGUGUGUUACUAUGGUAUGUAUUUUUGUGGUUUUUUUAUAUUUUAAACUACCCUGUAAUCUUUGAAGGACAGUAUAGAAAUUUAAUGAAGAAUAAUAAUUGUUUAGCAACUUUUCCUUUCUGAGGGACGUGGAUUUAACCUUUGCUUCUGCUGAAAGUGUUUCAAAAUGUCGUUUAUUGUUAAUAUAGUGCCUUCCAUGUACAUGUAUUUGUACAUCAAAUGAAAGCAAAAUCACACAGUGCAUCGUGCAAAGAGUUAUAUCCAGCAUAAGCAUACUUUGAAUUAAUCCACAGUAAUAAUUGAAUUAAAUUAGAGUGUAUUGAUCUUAGUGAGUCUGCUCUGAGUAUGACUUAGUUGGAUAGAACUCAUAGACUUCCUAGAAAACUUUGGACUGAAAUGGUUAAAAUAGAAACUAGGCUAUUGUGGUGAUUGGGAAUUUCCUCUUAAAUGUUGCUUAAAGGAUACAAUUAAUGGGUACAAAAAAAGUAUGAUGGUGGUCUUAUUUUAACAAUUAAAAAAAUAGGUUACCUUAGGACAUUUCAGAAAAACCUGACUUCUCUGAUAAUUUUCAAUUUUUUCAUCAAUAAAAUUGAAAGCUUUACCCCCACCCACGCAUUGGGUUUAAAACAUAUUUGCUUCCAUUUACUUCAUGGUGCUCAUUAAAUAUUGAUUUCAUUUUAGCAUAAGCAUGUGUAGGUGUUUUUCCAUUUUCAGUUCAAGAGAUAAGAUUUGUGUGUGUGUUGUGAAGCAUGACUGUGGUUUUCAAUUUAGGAAGCAUUCUAUUUGGAAACACUUAAUUAAAAUUACAUAUAUGCUAUGUUAAACAUGUUCGUCUUCAAUUUAAAAAUUGCUUCCUGUACCUUAGAGUUGUAGAAAGGUUUUUGAUUGGGUUGUGUACCUUCAGCAGCUUCUGAUGAUGAUGAUUCUGAAGAUGGUGAACUCGACAGAACACUUGAUGCUGCAUAAAUGUGAAUGGAAGGACCGGGUGGAUACUCAACUGGCACAAGUACCAUCAGUAUGCAUAUGUUUUGUAAAACACUGAAUGCUAUUAGAUUUCUGACGCAUUGCUGAAUUCAAAAAUUUGCUGUUGCACAUUGGUAUCGAGAGACCUGCAAGUGUGUUGUUUCUCCUUUGAGAUUAUGACAUGUAUGCCUUCUUCUAAAAUAACAGAUUUUUACGUGUAAGGCAAAUGAUCUCCUUUUGUAUAAACUUCUGGAAAAUGUUUCUCAACUUUUGCUCUUCUACUGGCUCUAAGUGGUAACAUUAAAGUGUGUUUGCAAGUCAUGGGGAGGAGAUAGUUCUGUGUUAGCUUUCCAUUUUAAAACACCUUUGGGAACUCUCUUUUAUUUUGCUUCCAGUGUUAACCAAGGUUGAGUGAGGGAAUGAAUGGGUUCUGUGAAGUUAGUGUUAAGUUUCUAAGUUUUUCUUGAGGAAUGUUUAACUCAAAGCAAUAAAUUUGCAAGGGGCUACUAAUAAGCGUUAAUUAUGGCUUUUAUAAGUAUUGAUUUUGAAACUGCUGAUUAUAUUUGAUAAUAAUAUUGUGUAGAAGUUCCGGUAAGGAAUUGCAGCUGUAAACACUUGCAUUUCAGCAUUCCUGGAAGGAAUAAAACUUAUGGUUUAGAAUCUUAACCAAGCUAUUUAUCUUAAUGAACCUUUUUUAGAACCCACAUUCACUGCUGAAGCACUGGUUAUCAAUGUGUUUUCUAGUGUUGUCACUUGUUUGUUAAAUAAAAAUUACAAUGCAUACGAAUUGCCUGCCUUCUUAAAAUACAGUAGAUAAUAGUGUACAACUUGUCUUCUAAACUGCAAUCUGCAUUUAAGUUCUUUAAAAUUCUGGGGAGAAUUCAGCCUUGUGUUCUUCUGAUAGUUGAUAGUUCUGUCUACACAGGUCUUUCAGCUUGUCAAGACAGAACAUCCUCCGUGCCUUCAGGAAGAAAGGAUUGGGAGUAGUGACAUUGUAGGAGGCUGCUCAUUAUGUCACACACCAUGGCCACUGGUGUGAAUGAAAUUUAGCAUAAUAUGCAGGCCCAAAAGCCACAGUUCCAUAAUGCAGCAGGUAUUGCAGUAUGAAAGGAACAUUUGGAAGACAGGAUUGAAGUGCCAGAAUUAAAAUCAAGAAAACUAAUGAAUUCCCCAUAUCUGAAUACAGACCUAAGAUGACCUUCUGAAACCUUUCAGCAAGGAAGGAGAGGCUAUUUCUAAUCCUUUGCAGAUGUUCUAUAGUAUGGUUUAAGUUGUGAAAGCUAUUUAAUGAUCUAAGAACUGUAACCAUAAUCUCCCCCCCCUUCCAACCUUGGCAAUUGCUGUAGCUGUUCUGAUUCCAGGGAGAAUCUCUGUAGUAGCAUAGAGAGCAGUUGGCAGCGAAAUCUAGAUGGCCCUACUGUGAACACAGAAGGUUAGUAAACCCAGUUUAAAAAACGCAAGUCACCAGGAUAAAACCUGAAAUGAUUUUACAUUGAUGUUGAUGAGCUAUAUAAAACUCCCCUUAUGACAUGUUCAGAAUUAAAUUCAUUUUUAAGUAAUAUGUAUUUAGUGCCACCUUUCUAACCAAAAUUGGAUUGCUUUUUCCGGUGACUGGCAUGCAGUUAUUUGAAGACUUACUAGUGUUAGAUCAGUUAGGAUGUGAUGUCUAUGGUAAAGUAUUCAAAUGAUUGAUAGCUUAUUAAGUGUAAUUGUGCACUUAAACAGAUUGCACAUCUCUCUGGGUUUAAGUGCUAGUUCAGUUGAGCUACUAGUUGCAAUUUAACAUAUGGUAAACUUCCUGCAUAGUAUUGUCCCUUGCUCAAUCAUUUCAGGAAUUGAUGGUGCUUACUCUCUCAAACACACAUCUUUCAGUACUUUGUUAUUGUUUUACUAUAAACUGCUUUAUUGAACUACUUAAUGUGUAUAAUGCUAGGAAGGCCUAAUCACCUUUAGUCCCCCCCCCUCUCCGUUUGAUUGCUGUGGACCCCAGCAGCUAUUUGAUGUAUUUGCAAACUGGUUUUUGCAGAUUAGGAAUAUUUCAUGAGCCAUAUACUUCUGAAUGAUAAUGGGUUCAGUUGUCCUGCAGUAUGUUAUUCCUCUCCCUCCAUUUCCUUUUUAAAGUUACAUUUACUAGCCACAGAUGAUCCCAUAUGCCUCUAUUCAAAUGAAUGAGAAAUGGUGUCUCAAACUCCUAAGCCACUUUGGGUUAUCCUCACCAACAUCUCGAAAUAGGGUCGAGAGGAAUAACAGCAUUUUGCCUGUAUAAUUUUGUUUAUAUGGGUAUACACUUUAACACUAGAAUGCAUUGUUUGAUUUUGCAAAAGAAAGCAUGACUAUAUUUCUGCAGGUACCCUCUCUCCAAAAAUAACCGUUACAGAAUGCAGUGGAGCAUGUUGGACCCCAUAGUUUUCCCCCUCUAGGGAUUAAUGCUUCUCCAUGGUGGUUUUACUUCAGCACUUGAAUUAAGAUGCUUAUAGUACUCAAACCUGCAAUACUGAUUUAUUAUUUGCAAUGCUCUUUUGAAAAAACAAAUUCUCUUUUAUUUACUAUAAGCACCAUAUUCCUGCUAGGCAUCUUUGUUUUGUUUUUCCAGGGCUUCCUGAUAGCACAGUGGAAUUCUCCUAAUUAAUGUCAGGUUUUGUUUACCAACAACAACCCCAAUAACACUUUUUGGAAUAUGGCACCAAGAAAAUACAUGUUUCUUUCAUACUGGAGUAAUUUAAAAUCAAAUUUUUGUUUGGGUUUCUUUGCUAGUAUUUUGAAGGAUUCCUUUGGGACCAAUGGCAAAUUGAUAGUGUUAAAACAAAUGGUGUAAGAGGGUUCUGCCUUCCAUCUGUCAUUCUCAAAAAGAAUUCAUAUAACUAGAUAUUUAUUUAUAUCAGAAUUAUACACAUGAAAAUAUAGAGACAUGUACACAUGCAUGAUUUUCCCCACCACUGCCAACUCCUAUAUUAACACAUUCGGGUAUGGAGUUUUGUCAGAUAGCUAUAGUAUGCAACAUUUCAGCUUGGAAGACCAAUUUUUAAAAAACACUUGGCAUGGCCUCAUGAUUAAAGGUAUGAAGGAUGGCAUUACUACAUGCUCCAAGAAACUUUUGUGGAGGCUAUGUGAAAUAACAUCUUAGACUUGACAACAGGACCACCCCUAGUAUUAUGGUGAAACUUAUAAUAACAAAACCUACCUUUUCUGCAGAUGGUUCCAAUCUACAACUGGAAUUCUGAUUUCAGAAACAAUUGAAAAAUGUAUAAUUGUGGUUUGUCAUUUGUUUCUCGAUGCCAUUUGUUAAUGUAAAUAAGGGCUUCAGGUGUGGGCUUUUAAAAGUUCUUCAGGCACAACAUAAUCUUCAAAGUUUAGCACAAUAGCUUAAGGUGAGAGUGAUAGAGGUGAAUCUCUGGAUGUAGGAGACCACUUACUUCUGGACGAAUGGCAGGUUUCUAUGUACAGCUGUCCUUUCCUCCAUUAUAUUACCUAGCCAAAGCUAAACACUGUGAAGGCCGGCAGUUGCAGAUAUUAAGCAACUGUGGAAGUGCUUAAAUUUGGCUGGACUGUAUCUGCUGCUGUUUCUCCUCUAGCCAGCCUUAACCUCUCCCGCAACCAAACUGGUAGUUCAAUUUGUGCCAAGGCCUUUUUGCAUAGUGAAAAACACAAUAGAAUAAAAGUGCAGUUUGUGAAAAUGGUACAACAGUUGCAUGGAUGGAAAUUUACUUCCUGUGCGUAAGAGCAAUUUAAUUUACCAUUGAAGGUCAUUCAUCUUCAUGUGGAAUAAUGUCAGACUGUCUUUUCCUUGAGGUAUAUUUCUUGGGAGCCACUGUUGUUCUUUCUGUAAUUAUGUUAUAAAUAAAUACAGUUUAGGCAGUAUAUUCAUUUUCUUCUUCUACAAGAACCACUUCAUCACUGCUUGGCACUUGAGUGGUAGAACUGUAUGCAGUACAUCCUGUUCCAGAAGAAACCCUCCUUUGAUAUAGGUACCAGAGAAAUGCUGCAGACACUGCCACAAUUACUGUUGAAGUUAUGACUAAGGUAGUUGUCCAAGCGGUUUCAUCUGAAACGAUACAGGGAUUCCGUCAAUGGGAUGUAGUCAAAUUAUGUACAUUCUUUCUACACUACAGCUAAAUGUUUAUCUGCUAUCACACUUGGCACACUAAUAGUAGUGAUUGCCUCUUUGCUUGGAUCUAAUUACCAGUUUGCAACUAUUUAGAAAAUAGCUCCUUUUCUACAAGUUACCAUGGAACACAAAGGUAGCUCGGUGGACAACAGUCUCACAUUUUUCAUUAUACACAACAUCAGAUAGUAUAUGAAUGUUAAUUUAUCAUAGCAUACCCACAAGACAAACUUCGUCACCUCUUUGCUUUCACGUAGUCUUGUUCUAUAUGGCACUUUAUUCCCAAAGCUGCUGGUGUUCUACAGAGUAGUAUCCACUAGUGACAAGCAUGUCUAUACACAAUCUCCUUUCUAAAAAAGCUUAUGUGACACCAAAUCAGGGUAAAACUACUGGGUAACAAUGCAGAACUCUGGGUGUCAUUUGCUACUUGCUUGUAACCAAAUUACAGUGGUACCUCAGGUUACAUACGCUUCAGGUUACAGACUCCGCUAACCCAGAAAUAGUGCUUCAGGUUAAGAACUUUGCUUCAGGAUGAGAACAGAAAUCGGGCUCCGGCAACGCGGCAGCAGCAGGAGGCCCCUUUAGCUAAAGUUGUGCUUCAGGUUAAGAACUGUUUCAGAUUAAGUACAGACCUCUGGAACGAAUUAAGUACUUAACCUGAGGUACCAAUGUAAAUGGGCCUGAAAUACUGAUAUAAUAAUAACAAAUAACAACCAUGACAUUAACUUUAACCACUUGAAUAUGUACACAGAUCACAGGGUAAGUGUGAAUGCUGUAGUUUCCUUAUUCAAUUACAAAGCGCAAUAGCUCUGAAUAACCAAGAGAAAAUGCUCUCUUUUCAAAGCUCAAGUACUGAAUUUUUUUUGGGGGGGGGGGAACCAAAAGAUAACUCACCCGGUAAAUACUUCUUUUCAUAAGGAACUGCAAACAUACAUGCAAAAGAAAAUGAAAGGUGUCAAUGUGUGUUUAUCUUAAAAGCAGCAAUUUGCUUUCACUGUAAUAACUGACAUUUCUAACAUCCUGAAUCUCGAACACAGCAUUCUAUGCUCUUCAGGCCCCAAUCCCAGUAACCUUUCCUAUUCACUUGCAUUAAAGAAUGUUGUGCACUGUAUGCAUAUGAGAAGCUCAUUUCUGUAUAAGGUGCUGAAACACCAGAUCUUCAUGUUCAUGUGGAAGGGACAGAAAAUGAGCAGAAUCCUUUAUUGUGCAGAAAUGACUGCUCCAGUUAAUUAAGACUUCUGUGAUGUUAAGAAAUGAAGUCUUGUCCUUCGGUUCCAAUGUGAUAAAAGCUGGAAGCAGGAACCAAACCAACACCAUCGCCUUUCCAAGAAUCUUCCAUAACUAGUCAAAAGCAAUGCUAGUACUGGUAUGCUUUUUAUAGGGGUAUUCACAAAAACAGUUUCCCAAAGGUUAACCCUCCUUGAGCAAUCUUGCAAAAUUUUGUGUAGCUGAUCUCUUAAGACUAAAGGGAAGAUGUUUAGAAGAUGCUCUUAAAGUAAAAUUAUUACCCGUAGCAGUGCUAAUUGCGCCCAAGACAAUUCCCUGCAAAUCUCUGAACUCUGAAAUCUAGCACUAAGAAACCAUUUAUAGUAUAACAAAUAGUGUGGGUAUUACAUACUGGAGGUUUCACAAAGGACUUCAGUCAGUGGAAGGUGCUCACAGGCUGCUUUUUUCCAUCGGCCUGAUGAUGUCUGCAUAACAGCACAGGUGUUUAUUAGCUCCUCAUUACUUUCCUCCUCUAUCCAGUUUGUAAAAUUCACUUUGGAUUGAUCGUACCAUUUGAAAACGUUUUCUGCAACAACAUAAAAUUCAAGUUUUAAAGUCCUAUAACAUUAAGGCUGGUUUGUGUGUGUAGGAAGAAGUCUCUGCCUUGUGUGCACCUCCUGUGUGGGUGGAAGUUUAAUUUCACUUUCCAGAAGCAAAGAUCCUGGUUUAAAACAAACUCUAGUCAGUUUCUAAAGUUAGCUUCAAAAGCAGGAGUUAUGAAGAUAACUUUUAUAAUUAACCAGAGUUUGUUUUAUGCUAUGAUCUUAGUUUCAUGGGUAACAAACGUGCCAGGCCUUCUGGAAAGUGAAAUGAAAAUCUGCUACAGUCCUUGUCCUGCAGGAGGAGGGGGAAGAGCAAGUCUCAUAUCGACUUCGUACUGCUAAAGGUAAUACGUGGUUGACUGGUAACAUCUGAACAUGGUCUAAUAGUAACAACAUCUUGCAGUAAAACAAACACAAGCACAAACCCUCCACCACCACAAAGUGUCCUCUGCCACCUCAGAGGGAAGCUCUAUUGAGAUCACUGGAACUUACUUAGGAUUGUUCUUUAGUUGCUUGACCAGGGGUCAGCAAGCUAAGGCCCAUGGGCUGGAAGGAGCCCACGGAGGUCGUUUGACCGGCCCAUGAGCUGCCCCCGAACUGAGCCACCUGCGUGCUGCGUUAAACCGGUGCAGCGCAGCAUGGGGACUCGCUUCUGCAGCACCAGAAAUUGUGUCUGUGCAGAUGCUGGAAAUCACGGACACGUGUGUAUGCUCACGCACGUACACCAAUCUGGCCCAGGCAAGAUAAACCUUGCCGACCCCUGUGCUUGAUUAUACCAUCAAAAUUAAACCAAGGUCAGAUUUCUUUUGAGAUUUCAGUUCACUUACCAUCUGUAUCAAAAAACAUGCCCAAUGAUAUGUAUUCCGGACCAUGCCAAUGGGUGCAGAACGUACUCCGAAUAAAGCUAUUCUCCUCUUUGUUAUUUAUGCUUAUAAUGUCAGCUCCAGAUGCUACAUUUGAAGGGGUGGGUGGGAAACAAACAAACAAACACCAAAAAUCAAAUCCCAGCACUUUGUCAGAUCUUAGUCUAAAAUAGACUGAACAGAAAUAGUGCUCAUAUGUGACCUUUUCUUAUGCUCAAGUACUAUUAGGUUUUGUGUACCCCCCGCCCCCGUUUCAUGAAAGACAAACAAGCCCAACCACCCAAGUUAAUUGUGUCUGUGGCCCCAAAUAUGCCAGAGUGUCUGCUGCGACAUACAGGAGCAUGUGUGGCACACAAUCCCAAGUGGAAAGCAUUCCCAGAAUGU